Molecule: messenger RNA, 1480 nt
Organism: Cyprinus carpio (common carp)
Lineage: Eukaryota; Metazoa; Chordata; Actinopteri; Cypriniformes; Cyprinidae
Exons: 3
Coding region: 741-1355 (204 amino acids)
Source: RefSeq, a predicted model, not a curated record
CGACAUGGGGGUAAGUGAAUAAUGACAAAAUGUUCAUUUGGGAUGGAGUGUCCCUUUAUACACUUUCCGUCUUUGCUCCACCAAAACAUUUUUGUAAGUAAAUGCUUUGUUUGGCUUACAUAAAAGUCUACAACAGCGGGAGAAGCCAGAACGUAAACAACGGCUAUAAACAUAAUUAACGUUUUAAAUAUAACGUUAUUUAGCGUAAAAUGUAUUUUCUUAGAAAUAUGUGUAAACCAAGUAAAGCGGUAAUGUGUUUGAAAUCAACCACUGACAGAUCAUUCGCUCAAUCGGUGUCUCCGCCGUUUGUAGUAAACAUUCCGUUUCUAUGGCAACUGUUGAACUACAACGAGACUAGCCGUUUGAUUACGUCAUAGAACAGACUGCUUAAAAGGAGCUGAGCUCUCUACGUCAUAAAACAGACUGCUUAAAAGGAGCCGAGCACUCGCACCAUCUUCAGUUUCCAGGUUCAGUGAUAAUCCGAGCCGAGGCGAGGAGUCAUAGAGCAAAGAACAAAGCCGCGAGUCUAAGCGAAAGUCUACGAAUACUGUGUACAGACGCCAGACUAUACAGCUAGUGUUCAGUGUUAUAUUCAGCUAUAUUCAGUGUUUAGAAAAACAGUUUAUACACACUGUCUGUUGUCAGUGUGUAUCAUAAAAAGUUUGACAACUGUACAUCUGAUAAUAUCAGAUACAGUUUGACAACAAUAUCUGACAGUACUAUAGAGUACAUCAGACAUCAUGUCCACACAAAAGAGAGAUGUGCACCUGAAGGCUGACAUCAGCAGCACCAUCUCAGAGAAUGGAAAUGAUCAGGGUGGCAUGAAUAUUUCUCCUGCAACCAAUGAGAAGGCAAGCCCAACAGAUACUAAAGUGAGGAAGAGCAACAAAACCUCUGCAUUCUUCCGAAGAACAUGGAAGACUGUGAAAAAACCCUUUCAGAAAAACAGCGUGGAGCCUACUGGGAUCUCAGCACAGCCUGUUCCAGAGUCAUCGUGUGUACCAGGUCCUCGACCAAAACUUCAAGUGGAUCUGGUUGAUGCAGAGCAAUUGUGUGUUGCAGGCCCAAGUGAUCCUACACCUCAAGUGACAACAGAAACUCAAAAAACUCAAGUGACAACAGAGUCCACACAAAAGAGAGAUGUGCACCUGAAGGCUGACAUCAGCAGCACCAUCUCAGAGAAUGGAAAUGAUCAGGGUGGCAUGAAUAUUUCUCCUGCAACAAAUGAGAAGGCAAGCCCAACAGUGAGGAAGAACAGCAAAAUCUGUGCAUUCUUCCAAAGAAGAUGGAAGGCUGUGAAAAAAACCCUUCCAGAAAAACAGAGUGGAGCCUAUUGGGAUCCCAGCACAGCCUGAUCCAGAGCCAUCGUGUGUCCCAGAUCCUGAAGCAGAAGCUGAAAUGGAUCUGGUUGAUGAAGAACAGUUGUGUGUCGCAGGUCCAAAUGGUCCUGAACCUCAAGUGAAAAACAGAAACUCAAACA